UUCGUGAUUUAUGAUUCCUCAAUAAUAUUUAUUGACAAUAUGUUGAAAUCUUUACGAUAUCAAAUGUGAAUUUAAAUAUAUUUAAACCCUAUUUAAACCAAAAUAUCAAGUUCAGGAGUGAAGAAAAAAAACAAGUUUUAAAAAAAUCCACAGAAAGUUAAAAUUAAACUUGAAGUCAUAUUUUUGUCAAAAAGAAAUUAUCAAGUGUGUUAGUAGAGGAUUUAAUGUUAUUCUCAUAAAUCACAGAAUCUCUUUGGGAAAUUUCCAUAUUUUUUUGACUACGUCUAUCAAUUCUAGUCUGCUAAUCUGCCUAAUCAGACAUACAAAAAAUGACAACGUUUUUAAGUCUUAUUUUUGUAAUUUUUUUUAACGUAGUCUUAAUUAAUUCCCAUGAAGAGGGAAGUCAAUGUCCGAAUUUUGAUGGAUCUACUGGAAUAUGUAGGGUACAGACUAAAUGCAAGUGGGCUUUAGACGGCUUAAAGAAUAAGCAAUUUACAGUGCGACAGUUAGUGCAAUGUGGGUUUCAAAAUAGGAAUGUUAUAAUAUGCUGCAAAGAAGAUAUUCCUCCACGACCUGAUGAAAUAAAUUUUCAAACUACAACAAGGAAGCAUGAAGCAGGGGAUAUUGUGUACACUGAUGAUGAUGAUUUACAGUCAAUACCAAAAGUGCCAAGAAAAGCACUGCAAGCAUGUGACAAAAUCAAGAAAAUUAAUUUACUAGGCAUCGAUUUUCACAUCCUAAAUGGUAAUCGAACAGAAGUUGGUGAAUUUCCACAUCAAGUUGUUUUGGGAUAUUUGGAUGAAGUUGACUCUACUAAAGGUCCUUCAUGGGAUUGUGGUGGUAGCUUGAUCAGCAGAAAUUUCGUAUUGACAGCGGCUCAUUGUGCCAAUAGUAAGCAGCGACAACCGAAAGUUAUUCUUCUCGGAAAAACCUCACUUGACAAUGCAGAUGAUCUUGACCCAACUGUAAUUCCUGUUAAGGACGUCAUCUUACAUCCAAGUUACACAUCACGACAAAAAUACAAUGAUAUAGCUUUAAUUGAGAUGAAUACACCCCCUUCAUUUGAGUAUACUAGAACUCUUAGACCAGCAUGUUUAUACACAAAAUCAACAUUAUUAAAUGAACAGGCAAUAAUAACAGGCUUUGGAAUCGUAGAAGUACAAACAAGACAAAAAUCAACCUGGAUGAUGAAAGCAUUUUUGAGGGAACUUCCGCUCGAAGAAUGCCGUGCAAAAUAUUUGCCAACAGGAUUAUCAAAAAUACCCGAUAAUCUCAGACAAACACAAAUGUGUGCAACAGGCGCAACGCCUGACGGAAGCACGAUCGAUGCAUGUCAAGGUGAUUCAGGUGGACCUUUACAAAUUAAAGAAAUGGUUCUUGCUGAUCCAUUCUACACCGUCGUAGGUGUGACUUCAUUCGGUGCUAGCUGUGGAUCGUCAAUUCCAGGUGUUUAUACGAGAGUAUCAGAAUAUCUCGAUUGGAUUGAACAAGUUGUAUGGCCGAAAGCUAAGGUUGAAAUUUAAAGAACAAAUUACUCUGUGUUAAAAAAUAAAUAAUUAAACAACACGUGA
This is a messenger RNA of Chironomus riparius, 1571 nucleotides long. The record is from the annotation of a GenBank genome assembly. Lineage: Eukaryota; Metazoa; Arthropoda; Insecta; Diptera; Chironomidae.